Ricinus communis (castor bean) is the source of this 2283-nucleotide messenger RNA. RefSeq lists its product as uncharacterized. NCBI's taxonomy places the organism in Eukaryota, Viridiplantae, Streptophyta, Magnoliopsida, Malpighiales, Euphorbiaceae. The transcript has 3 exons. The coding region runs from base 1340 to 2080 and encodes 246 amino acids. The record is from RefSeq and is a predicted model, not a curated record.
UAUAAUUGUUUUAAUUGCUUUCGUAAUAAAAUCAAAAGGAAUAAGUAGCAAAAUAAUAGGAUAAGUAAGAAAAGAGAUAGUUGAUAUAAAUUGAUUUGAAUUUGAUGAGAUAUGGAAAGUGAAUAAAUUUUUCAAUAAAUGAAACCCAAUCUAAAUAGAAUUAGGAUUUUAGCUAUAAAAAAGAAAAGGAAAAUAUUCUUCCCUAACAAAUAAUUAUUGAUAAAGUCAUUCAGUAACCGACCGUAAUGUAUUCGCAAUGAAUAUAUAUAUAUAUUAUUAUUGUUGUAUAUAUAUAUAUUAUUAUUGUUGUUUGAUCCUCAUUAUGGAGAGAAAUUUUGGAAAAAGAAAAAGAAAAUCUCCUUUUCUUAUUCUGGUUUGCAUGAGAAUCAAAUUCUGAAGCAUUGAAAUUAGAAACAAGAAGGAUUUGUAUACAAAAUUCUACUGCAAUUCUUGUUUGCUUCUCUUUUAAUUUCAGUUUAGCAGUAGCUCUCCCGGCUGCCUCUUUGGUUGUGGACCUUGGAACCCCAAUUUUGACAGAUCCUAACUAAGCUAAGAUAAUGGGGAGGAAAUCCAGGAACAAGGAGAGUCUUGCUGACAGAACUCAGCCUCCAGCCGAACAGAAUCUCGCAAAUACACCACCCGACAAGCUAAAUCUUGAUAGGUUGAGCCUUCUUCCACAAUCAGUAAUUCAUUACAUCUUCUCGUUCCUGGGGCUAAUGACAUCGCUCGGCUAUAUUUAGUCUCCAAGUUCUUAAGGACAUCAUGCUUGUUCAGUCCUUAUUUAGAUUUUGAUCUGAAGUUUGAUAAGAAAAAUUGCAGUGGCAAGUAAUAGGCAGUAUAAGGCGUUUAUUGAGAACUUCUUUACUCAGAAAGAUGAGCAGGAUUCAUUGCAGAUGCAUCAGUUUCACCUUCAUUGGUCUUGUUCUCGCAGAGACGCUAGCAAAACAUCUCGCUUCGAUAGGUUCAUACAAAAGGCAAUGAGAUGUAAAGUUCCCGAGAUUGACGUUCUAUUCGACCCUGCAGCAUUAAAAUGCAGCCUGUUUCCUGCCUGUAUCUUGAAUAAUCCAUCCAUAAGAGUGUUGAACUUGGAUUUGCAGGGAAGCACACUUAAUCAGCUGCCUAAAGAGUUUCCAUUCCUCGAGGUUUUGUCACUGAAGUAAAAGUAGCUUCUGGUAGAGCACUGGUAGCCUGGAUUUCUACUUACUGUGAAUCCAUUUCAACUUUGAAACUCAAAAGUGUUUAUGGGAUAAAUGAAAUCUCAAUCAUUAGCUCAUCUCUCAAAGAUUUGAGUAUAACAGAUUGCAUCCCAGAAGGUGAUGAUGCAGAUUACUUUCUUGAAAUGCACUGUCCAUCUCUCGAAACCAUCGUGCUGAAAGAAGUGAAGCAAAAAAGAUACAACUCCCGUUAUGCAUUUCCAAGAAAGUACCGUAUUAAAAUUGAUUGUUUAUCUCUGAAGAGUUUAGGAGUUUUUUAUUGCGACUUUGACGAGCUGGAUCUCACUGUCGUCAGUCCCUCUCUCAUGGAUUUGCAAUUUUCUAAGUGCAACAUUAAUGGUCGUUUUGAUUUCAGUAUUGUGGCUAAACAACUUCAAACUCUACGUGUGGAUAUGUUCUUGAAAUUCUUCUACGCCCCAGAUGCCACAUUCACUAUCGACUCUGGUAACUUGAAAUCACUACAGCAUGUUAGUCUUAGCCUUGGAGAUAACCUGCAGGAAAAAUUCAUAACGAAAGGCUUGGUUCAGCUUUCUGAAAGAAUAAGCUAUGCCAAGAUUUUAGAAUUAGACUUUCUGAUUAUCCAGCCUUCUGUUGUGGAAAACAUUGCUCCUGUAAACCCUCGGCACUUGGCAGUAAUUGUUGACCAGUUGCAAGAUUACCACAUUACAGUAAUAGCCUCCUUUCUGGAUAGACUGGAUUUGGAUAGUCUAAAGACCCUAACAAUCAGACGCAAAGAGAGUCGGACUGAAUUUACUGAAUUUGAGUUUGUCAAAUCGCUGAAAAAGGAGCUAAAAGAUUUGGGAAGAACAGCUACUAACCUUGAAAUUACUUGGCUGGAGCCUCCUGUCAUGCCACCAGAGUGGUAAAUACAUGUUCUUUGUACCGAUGCCUGCAUAAAGAGUCUUAAGACAUAUUUGGCAGUGCAUUAUAGAAUCAUCAUUACAUUAUUUUCUUCCUUGCACUGUUUGGUAGUAUAAAAAUCUAAUAACAGAUACGCCAUGUAAUUGAUUACUCUUAUGUAAUGCUCAAUACAUAAAGAAAAGAUAUAAUCAUGAUUACUUUACAUUUA